AUGAAGGUCAGCCAAGUUAUCAAGAGCGCACUUACCGCCGCCGCCCUCCUACAGAGCUCCGUUAUGGCUGCUGAAUGUGCGACGGUCGACUGUUCGCAGCGGGCAUUGACUUUUGCGUUCACUUAUGGCUACCCGAUUUAUCCCUACGGGCUGGCCGUUCGAGGUACCGACAACGCCACCACCAACACUCUCUUCCAUCAAAGAGACCUUGCCACGGCGGCGAAUACUUGGCUGGUGCGGCCGAAUGCCGACACGGUAUACUCUCGCGUGUUCCUCGACGUCUCCAACAAUGAUUUGGAAAUUACCAUCCCAGAGUUUGGAGAUCGGUACUGGAUCUGGCCCUUCUAUGACUUCUAUGGUAACAAUGUUGCCAACAUCGGAGCCAUCAACGGCAAUCCUGCUGGAAAAUACCUCGUCACCUUCAACAAGGACAACUGGGGCGUUCAAACGGAGAAUGUAGCUGCUCCCUACAAGGCGUAUAUCAACCUCCCUACUGCCUACGCCUUGACUCUGGCAAGAAUCCUCGUCGAGGCCAACUCGGACGACAUCGACGCGGUGCGCAAGCUCCAAGACGGAUUUGGCAUUGAGGAGAUUAAGCGCCGCCCCGGUCGCUGCAAGUCGAGCGUCGUGGCCCCCAAGCUAGACCUCAGCAUCUUCAGCAACCCCGAAUACAUGCCCGGGGAGGUGAAUUCGAUAGAGCAAUCGGUCCUCAAGCUUACCGCCAAGUUUGCCAAGUAUAACCCGCCCAUUGUUCCGGGAGAUCGGGCUUGGAUUGCGCAGCUACUCGAGCAGGCCGGCAUCCAGGAUGGGGUAUUCACUCAAGCAGCAGGUACCGACCUCACCGAAGCGUCUCGCGCUGCCAAUACCUCAGCUUCCGCUCUCCUCAGCCAGCCCGGAUUUCUCAUCAAUGUCGGCGGCAAUUGA
Molecule: messenger RNA, 924 nt
Organism: Parascedosporium putredinis
Lineage: Eukaryota; Fungi; Ascomycota; Sordariomycetes; Microascales; Microascaceae
Source: the annotation of a GenBank genome assembly